UUGGCGCCAAGACUUUUGGAUUCUGGAACACAUCACUGUUUGUAUGUUCGGGGUAACGAGUUGGACUGUGGUCAAAAGAGGUCUUCCUAUUUUUAGAUUGGAUAGAAGAUGUACAGUGGAAAGUGAUUGUUGAACCACGUGGAGCUCCCCAAGCUACUUGUGCAUUGUGCAGUUUUCUCGAUGUGUGAAGUGGAGGAGUUUCCUAAGACUGGGAUUUCUGAAACGACAUUGCUCUACUAAGCUUGUGUUGUGCUUUCACAUUUUCAUUGCUAUAACUGAGUCGGUGAAUCGGAACAAGAUGAAUAACGAUUUUGAAAAACUGGAACGUGACUUCGAAACCUGUAGGCCUUUCUUAUUGGACAACAAGAACUUUCCGGAUUACAUGAACCUUCUCAGUGAACAAGUUCGACUUCUCCAAAGGGGAAGCUUCGAGGAGAGCUACCGAGUGGGUGAAGUCCUCGGAAAAGGAGGCUUUGGCACUGUUUAUGCCGGAAUCCGAGUGUGUGAUGGUCGUCAAGUGGCCAUCAAACAUGUGGCCAGAGCAAAGGUCACCGACUGGGAUAUGCUGCAAAACAAACGAGUUCCUUUGGAACUGAAGCUCCUCUCACAGGUCCAAUCGAUCCCAGGCGUAAUCCGUCUCUUGGACUUUUUUGAGCGCAAGGAUUCCUUCAUCUAUGUGAUGGAAAAGCCCUCUCCUUGCAAAGACCUUUUCGACUUCAUCACGGAAAAAGGAAAGCUUGAAGAGCAAAUGGCCCGGAAUUUCUUCCGCCAAGUGGUCGAAACUGUGAUUGCUUGCCAUCGCAACGGAGUGAUCCAUCGGGAUAUCAAGGAUGAAAAUCUUUUGGUUGACCUCAAGACUCUGGAACUUAAGCUCAUCGAUUUCGGUUCUGGAUCUUACUUGAAGGACGGCGUUUACACAGACUUUGACGGUACGCGAGUGUACGCCCCUCCCGAAUGGAUACGUUGCAGCCGAUAUCACGGUAAUCCGGCCACUGUGUGGAGCCUAGGGAUCCUUUUGUUCGACAUGGUGUGUGGUGACAUCCCUUUUGAACAAGACCAACAGAUCUGUCUCGCCGAAGUCAAAUUCCGCAGUCGACUCACUCAUGAGUGCCAAGAUCUCAUCCGUCGGUGUCUUCGAGUCCGACCCAAUGACCGAGUUCAGUUGGAGGACAUUUUGCACCAUCCAUGGAUGUCGAUUCCCUUGGAUAAGAGUGUGACGAGCUCGUCCAGUUCAACAUCAACCAACAACACGCUAUUGGCUGAGGCGUCGCCUUCAGCCUCGUCAACAUUGACGGCCUCCUCGUCCUUGUCCUCCUCGCCUUCAACAUCUUCAAACGGACAUUCGCAUACGAACUCUACAUCGUCUCAAGAGAGUGUUUGAUGAAUUGGAUGGUGAUUUGCUAUGUGAACAAAGCAGAUUCAUCAUCCUGGACUUGCGGUUAUUGUGCUUGUCUCCGUGAUAACUCAAACACAACCAUCUUAGACCAACCAUUGAUUUGUUUGUUUGUAUGGACGAAUGUAUCCUGGUGAAGGGACAGGAGCCCAUCAGCCUUCCCUCCCCCGUCCCCUCAAUAGUUAACCAUAUUGGAACUAUUGGGGUAGCCAAGUUGUUCCGUUACAGACAAGAACACGGUUUUCUGUGCUUCAAUUUCCUUCGAACCUACCAAAGAGCCUAUUAUCAAUUCAAAUUACCACAAACCAUCCUGCCUUAUUCCGUUGUUAUCGCCCUAUUCAAGUGCAGUGGUGCACUCUAAAACUAACCAGACCAGAAGGAAAGAAAUGGCCCAGAAGAAUGCACCUGGAAGGAGCAAGAACCUCUUUGCAGUGGAGAAAAAGCGGGAAAGCAACGCUGGAUGAGAGAUCAAAGUUUCAUCCUCAUCCUGAUAAACCACCACCACCACCACCACUACUACUACUACUACUACUAUUACUACUUCAACAACUAUUACUACUACUACUACUACUACUACUACUACUACUACUAGUACUGCUACCACUACUACUACUACUACUACUACUAGUAGUAUUGCUGCUGCCAGUGUUGGUACUGGCACUUUGGUGAUGCCGGAAAUCUUUACUAUACCACAGCCUUAACCAUCACCUAGAGCAACUACUACGAUUUCAAUCUGCCCAAAGUCAUACAAAUACGUACGCUCUCGAUGUUGACGAAAGUUGACUCCUUGCUCGUUCUCCUCCACCUCUUCCUUCUCCAUCUCCUCUCCUUCCAGAUGAAUUUUUCUUGGCUAAAAACAUUGAAGAAGAAAACAUGCCUUGUCUAUAAACCUCAGCUGUCAUGAUGUUAAAAAUGAAGCAGUCAGACCCCAUUUCCCCAAUUCCCACCCAAAUUGUACAUACUAUCACUUAGUUUACAUCAAUUGGAGUUCAAGGCUACACCAUUGGAUGAGGACACUUGACUAUGUAUUGAUCUCAAUAAAAAGGUGUCAUUGCAACAAGCAACCACAUGUCUCCCGGAACGACUACUAAUGAAUUCCUCGCAAUAAACUCGAUCUAAAGAUAAGAACAAGAAGACCCCGUAGAAAAUGAGAACACUCAAGAAUCGUCCAAGAUCCCUAUCGCAACACCAGUUGCCCAUCGGUUCGUUUUGGUCGCUUGGUAGUCUUUCGAGUGACUGGUUAAACUAUUCCAGGCCUCGUCAGGCUUACGCGGAUCCCUCGCGAGAUCUGAAACCUCAUUAUGCCAGACAACCUUGCAAGUGGACAUAUUCCCAGGCUACCUACCACCACGAAACAUCACUCAAUCAAUAAUAAUGAUAAGCAAUCGUUCCCGGAAAAAAAUUGACAACUCUGGCAAUUGGUAGCCACUUGAUAAACAAUGGACCGAUGCUUUUGUGACUUCGUCUUCGAUUGGAAACCAAGACAACUACUGCUUGCUCUUUGUCUCGUGACCUUCUUCUCUCUUCAUUUCGUAAUGAUCAUUCAACCGACCUCCUGAACUCCUCUCUCUCCCCCUCCCCAACCCCACCCAACAAAUUGGAGAUAAUAGAAAAUAGUUGCCUGACGGAGAUGCUGCUCACAUUUCGAAUACUUUGAUUCUACCUAACAUGGCCACAUCUCUUGAUCACUGAAACAUCUGCCGUUGCAAAUCUAAAAUUCAUUCAGAACAAUGUAAAUAAUAAAAUCAAACGACUCCAAGGUGGCCUUUUUUCGCAAGCCUUCGAAGAGCGUGUCCUUUGUGAUCAAGAGUGAUGCCAUUUUUGUAAAAUUGUCUCCUCCGCUUUGGCAUUGCCACAUUUAGCUCCCCACAAUCCUCCUUUCAACAAUAGCGACAGUACUCGGACGCCCGCUGUGACCUCCCAAAUUUGACAUUUGGGUUUUUAAUCCACGAGAGCAAGCACGAUGCUUGAUGGAUUGGUUUCACCCCUCUUCAGUUUCCACGUUCAGUUUCCGCCCGCCCCGUCUUAGCCCCACUUCGCCGAUAUCACUUGACCUGAUUUGUUUUCUUGAGUCUCCAAGUCUAAUUGUAUUAGAUUGAUCCAUCAUUAUAUAUUAUAUAAAACUUAUCACACACGUAUAGAUUAUCAUUUUUGUUAAAAUAAAGUAACCAUUAAGAGAA
Messenger RNA from Tigriopus californicus, 3573 nucleotides. RefSeq names its product serine/threonine-protein kinase pim-1-like. Bases 299 to 1381 code for a protein of 360 amino acids. Gene Ontology annotation, molecular function: ATP binding; protein serine/threonine kinase activity. Gene Ontology annotation, cellular component: cytoplasm. NCBI's taxonomy places the organism in Eukaryota, Metazoa, Arthropoda, Copepoda, Harpacticoida, Harpacticidae. The transcript has 4 exons. The record is from RefSeq and is a predicted model, not a curated record. Gene Ontology annotation, biological process: protein autophosphorylation.